This is a messenger RNA of Plasmopara halstedii, 5628 nucleotides long. RefSeq names its product Uridylate kinase/adenylate kinase. Gene Ontology annotation, cellular component: ciliary basal body; axoneme. The record is from RefSeq and is a predicted model, not a curated record. Gene Ontology annotation, biological process: regulation of cilium beat frequency. Bases 1 to 5628 code for a protein of 1875 amino acids. NCBI's taxonomy places the organism in Eukaryota, Oomycota, Peronosporomycetes, Peronosporales, Peronosporaceae. The transcript is spliced from 3 exons.
AUGCAAAUCGCUGAGAUCAUAUUGCCUGUUGAGAGUAGUGCCGGUGUAUUUGCAAUGUUUCUUAUAGAGUUACGUCAUUCCAUCGCAGAAACUAUUUUGCCUACUUUCGACUUAAAACCUGAGCAAGAUGAGAACAACUCAAGUAAGAUUGUUGAUCGGUUCACGUUGAGACCAUUCAAUCAAGUCUUGAGAGUUUCGAGCGACUUAUUUUCAAAAAAGUCGCUACUACUGAAUGAUUCGAUGCAGAAGAUUGAGGGUCUGCCACCUCCAAAUGAGCGUGAAAUGUCGCUGAAAGAGUUACUAGUUUGUUACAAUCCGCGAAAAUUCUCGCUCACUCGUGCUUUUGGUGGCAUGAACGCUGCUAUAGAUACAGAGGAAACAUUUGCCAGUACAGCAGAACUCAUCCAAACGAGCCGAGCUGAUAAAUAUGUUGAUGACAUGGAGGUUGCUCGGCAGGUGCAUCUGGAGCUUGUGGGGAAAAUUGGUAUCGGAGCAACUCCUGCUUGGAGUCAAAAGCUUCACCGUGAAAAAAAAACAGUCUGGAAUUAUGAAGAUGCAGUUAUUGAUACGCUCAUUGACUUUCCUGCCUUAAAAGUUGCAGUUGUCGGGCCACCUGGAUGUGGCAAAACUCGAUUAGCUCGUAUACUCGCACAACGACUUGGAUUGAGAUAUUUGUCACAAGACGAAGUGGUCCAACAAGCUUUUCAUCGUAGAUGCCGCCUUCGCUGGCAAGAAGACACCGCUGAUAUACCUGCAAAAAGAGAAGAAACAAGAUCAUUAACUCAGGAAACUACAGAAGGACGCGCAGAGAUCAUCGAUGUGAAUAACGAAACGGAUCGAGUUUUUCGAGAUGAAGAUUUUAAUGCACUUUGUAAAGGACAAACAGUACCUCGUAGCUCGUCGCUCGCCCUUCUGCGUAUCGAAUUUAAGCGUUCAAUACUUGCCGGCGUUGGGGUAGUACUGGAUGAUGUAUAUCCAAGCGAGCUUGCAGCUGUAGACGAAUAUGAUUCUACUUUCACUGCCGAUUAUUUAGUAGCUCUCACUGCAUCCCCUAGCGAAGUGGAAUAUCAACUUCACACUUCUGAGUUGGCACCUAUAUCGGGCCGUCUAUACUCAGCUCGGGAGCUAGCGGUUUUAAGGGCGACAAGUAGUGACGUGCUACUCACCCAGAGUUUUGCUGAUUCUCACGGGCUACCAGAAAAGUUGAAGGUAGGAGCUGGAGAAAUCGACAGUUUAAUUGCAAGAGACAAUAAGGGCAAUAAAGUCGAUGUCCUUACAGAGGAGAACGAUCAAUCAGUUAAUUUUGAUUCACCACAACAAACGGUGCUACCGCCGGAUCUAAAUUUUGAAAUCGGCAACGAUAUUGAGCUAUCGAAUGAGCAUACGUUGCCCUUUGGCACUUUAAAAAUGGUGAAAGUUGGGCUGGGAUAUCACAAGUACCUGAAACGUAUUCAGCGUGAGCUCUCAAUACGCCGAGCAGAAACGACAAAAAGUAUUGGGUCGAUCUGUCAUUUGGUGGUUAUUCUAGCGAAUCAAUCGUUUGGCGUCAUCCAACACCAUUCCAUUCAAGCAAUCACGGGGUCACUGCUUGGUUUAUCGCGCUUCAGUACGUCACGUGAAGCCUGCUCUGUGGCUUUACCCGAGGAAAUAAAACGUUCUAGCCGCAAUGAACAAGUCAAGUGGCUUUUAUAUGGAGACUGGAAUCCGCUUAUUGCGGCAGAAGCUGCUAACUCUUUUGCUCGAUUACCAAGACGUGAUGCCCAUCGCCGACUGCUAUCGAAAUGGCGUGAAUUUUGUCCCGUGCUAUCGACUUUGACCAACAAGCUAUCUCAUGGUGAGCCUGAAUUCGCUGCAUGUUACUCCGGUCGUGUUUAUCUUUUGUCGUCACAAGACGCACGGCGUGAUUUUUGUGCAUGCCCACUGCAGUAUUUGAGUCAGGAUGUACCAGUUCCAUCCACAGUUCGCAACAUGUGGCUCAUAACGACAGAAAACGUUAAAUCAUCGUACACUGAGAAACUUGGGGCUGGACUUCAUGCACAGACAGUGUCUCCUUUAAAUUUGCUUGAGAUUUCAUCGGCUCCAAUGGACACGCGUCUCACGUGUGGACAGAUCGUUCCGUCCAUUGAAGCUGCGGCGGUAGCCGCAAAAGCCGUCAAGACAUUGGUAGCCGCAUCUAAUACAUCGAACAGAUGGAUGCUUACGGAUCUGCCAUUAACUCGUGAUAUUGCUACUAUUUUGCUUGAACAUGAUGUCGUGCCCGAUGUGAUCUUGACGUUGGACAAGGACAUGGCUAUAGCUCAAGAAGAUGAUGUAGGCAGAAACACUCAACCAAAUGAAGGCUUGGUAGUGCCACGUCGUCACCAAAUACAGACUGAUAUGGCUUCUACUGACGAAAUCUUGCAAGUUUUCGACUUUAAGCCUAUAUCUAUCACGUGCCCUCUGUUUCGUAAGCCGAGUGAUACGUUAGUGGCCAUUGAUCGUGAGCUAAAUCCACUGGCACCGCGCUUGGAUAGAAUUAAAGACGGCCAUAUGCCCGAACUUGUUGAUGGGUACGAUCCGGCCACGAUAUUUGCGUCACCAUUCUCAGAAAGCGAUGACGACAAGAACAUUGAAAAUGCGUCGGAAGUCGAAACCUUACAAUUGCAGAUUAAAGCUUAUGCUAAAACUGUUACGCUGCAGCUUCAGGGAGAGUGUGGUCGUUUUUGUCCAGUGUCUUGGAAUACACGUAAUUUGUUGAUACCUGGACUACCAUCAACUAUUUGCUGCUUUCGACAAAAAUUUUACACAUUUGCUGGUGACACUGAGCGCCGUGCUUUCGAGCGAAACCCAUCAGCAUUCAUUCUCGACGAACCUUUCUCAACCUCAAAAUUUAUUCCUUGGGUGCUGCUGCUUGGCGUUCGAGGCACUGGUCAUAAUCGAAUUGCUGCAGCUCUAGAUCAAUCACUUUCGCAACGAGGUUGCUCUAGUGUCGACUAUAUAAACGUGGACAUGACUGCGCUCGUCGAAAGUGCCGAACGCUAUCAACAACUCGAAGAGCUUAAACCUGAAGAAGCACGACAAACGCGUGAAAUAAAUUUUGUUCGAUCGCUCAAGCUUGAGUUACAACGUCACAUGCCAACUCAUGACAAUUUGAUCGUAAAUGUGACUGCCGGGUUAGGGCCGGAAGACUCACGCAUCCCAAAUCCGACAGUUUUAGAAGAAUGUUUUAAGCAUGGCCUCUUUCCAGCACUCGUCAUUCCUUUGAUAGUGUCCGAGGAAAGAAAUGAACGAACUUUGCUUACUCAAUGGGUUGCCAACUAUCGUCAAGAUGUUGCCUUCACGCGAAAAGAUGGUAUUGGAGUUAAUACUAGCCAAUUUUUAAACGAUUCCAUAAAUUUGGAUGACGCCAGAGAAGAAGAGAGCUCUCGUCUACACGACCGUUUCACCAAUGACCAAGAAGCUUUGGAUGAAGCGAUUACUAAACUUCGAGCUCGAGGCAUCAGAGUGUGCGAUCCAGUGGACGCAACCCAGACUAUGAGACAAAUGGUCAAGCAAGUGAAGACGAUAGUGAAUGAAUUUAUGGCAGGUCAAGAGGCGCUAUUUGAGCGUUGUCAGGUUGUUGACAUGCCGAUGGGAGACGAGGUACUUAAAAUGUUAGCGUCGGGAGAGCUUCUUAUCGGUAAGCACGACUUGGCCUGUCCAGUGACUGGUCGAACAGAUCCUUCAUCGCCUUUACCCAGCAAAGCAGUAGUGUACCGGGACCAACUCUAUUUUCCACGAUCACGUGAGGCUUAUAGUGCUUUUCUCGCAUGCCCAGUCAAAUAUGUAAGAAAAACAAGCCACUCACCAAAACAUCAGUCAACUUGUUGCGUGGUCGGCACUCCCUUUUCAGACACAACGCGAGUGGCUCGAGAGCUUGCAAAAACGCUUAAAACAAUUUACGUAUCUCCCGAAAACGCAAUCGAUUGGGUCAUUCAGUGUCAGUGUGGUUCCAAAUUGUGGUCUCAAAUACUUGAAAUCAAAGAGCAGCAAUGCGAUCCUCUUUAUAGUCCUGACAUCAUCCAUGAAGCUAUAUGCACUCGUUUGCACUCCUCCGAGUGCCAGACUUGUGGUUGGGUUCUUGACGGGUAUCAGCUUAAUCCUCACGAGCUGCAGCGCAGUCUACCAACGUCUAGUGAUAUUGAUGCCGUGUCGCAAAGUAUCAAAGCCGAUGUGCUGUUUGUCUUAGAACGCUCUUUUGCGAGUGUGUGGAACGAGUGCCACACUAAGGUGGACCAGAGCACCCUUCAGGAAGCAUCUGCACAAUGGUACACGUUCCGCUUGGAGCUUAUCGAUAUCUGGACUCGUCGCUUUACUGGCUUUCAUGUUCGGCAACUGGACACCACAAACAGCUCACUCUGGCAUGUGGUCACACAAGCUCAAGAAUUUCUCAAGAGGCAGCAACAAUUGGCGUCAGAGCAUGCCGCUGCGUUGGCUUGUAACCGAGCGGCUCGCUCAAUUGGUGUAGUGCGGACACAUCAAGAGCUACAAGCUCGUCAGCAUUCUGUCUAUCAAACGUUCUGUCCGGUGGAGCUACGUGUGGGGCGAUAUGUUAACUCGUGCCAAUCCAAUCGAGAUCUAUGUGUUGACUUUCAAAAUUUCACCUAUUGGCUGGGAAGCACACAAAAUCUUGAGCAAUUUGUUGCGUGUCCUGAGGCAUAUAUCGGGUGCUUGUCGGAUCAAAGGCUGGAUGAAGGAGAUACCUUACGGUCAACGCGCAAAGAAGUAGAGAAGGUGGCCCAAGCACUCGUGGCAGAAGCUCCAGUCAGCGCUUCCUUUAUAAGCUUGCUCACCGUACCAGAUUGGAUUUUUCCAGAGUUGAAAGGUUACUGCCCAGUCACAUUUAGGUCGCGCGUGGAUGCUAAAGAUUGGUCUGCACUUCACCACGGUAGCAUCUUUUACCGCGCUUCGUACCGCUCAAAAGUCUAUUUCUUUGUCUCACAAGAAGCACGCCACCAAUUCUGCGUCGAGCCAUCAAGAUUUAUAUCGCAAAGCUUGCCAGUUAAAUUACCGCCGCAGGUCACAUUGGCUAAGAACUAUCCGGGUCGACUGGAACAAGAACUAGGAGCUACUCUUAACGAAGUACUGCUAGCGUUGGGAAGUGAGCGUCCCAAAUUUCCGCAAAUGUCUGUACGUGCUUCGGCUUGUGUUUAUCUUGCCCUUUCACUCAAGGCAUUGUAUCAGCAAAAACGUGACCCUAAUAGUUAUGCGUCACAAAAUGAAGAAGAAUAUGAGGAGGAGUAUCAGCAAAGACAAGCAAGGCGAGCUGAACAGCAUCGACGCAAGGCCUUAGCAAAGCGUGACGCUUUUGUGAACGAUUGUAGGCUUGGGGAGAAACUCAAGGCCGCGUCUACACCAUCACAUCGAUCCUGUGGUUCAGGUGCGAUGGGUGCACGCACCGUGCGUGCUGCGCAGGACGCACUAAAUGACAACCAUUUAUCAGGCUCUUUUGACUGUGAAGAUGUUGAGCUGCUACGUCACCGAUUCGACGCUAUUGUUGAUGGCAGGGCUGGUGAGGAGGACAAAGCUUUGUCAGCAGACCCACAUACUGUCCGAAUGCACGCGAGAGAAGCAUUUUUCGAGUACACAAAGGCUUCAGCUGCUGAUUAG